Messenger RNA from Oenanthe melanoleuca, 1379 nucleotides. RefSeq names its product ATPase H+ transporting V1 subunit F (gene ATP6V1F). The record is from RefSeq and is a predicted model, not a curated record. The coding region runs from base 205 to 564 and encodes 119 amino acids. The transcript is spliced from 2 exons. Gene Ontology annotation, biological process: proton transmembrane transport. Gene Ontology annotation, cellular component: proton-transporting V-type ATPase, V1 domain; membrane. Gene Ontology annotation, molecular function: proton-transporting ATPase activity, rotational mechanism. Lineage: Eukaryota; Metazoa; Chordata; Aves; Passeriformes; Muscicapidae.
GUGGGGCCCCGGUUGCGUUGCCGGGGCAGCGGUGGGCGGGGCAGCUCGGGAGAGCGGCGAGACCCGGAAGCGGCGGCGGGACCCGGAAGCGGCCGGCGGUUCCCGAUCGGUCCGGAUCCCACAGCCGCUCCCGGCGGCGCACCCCGAUCCCGCCGGGUCCCGCGUCCCGAUCCCGGCGGAUUCCGUACCUCGCGGGCCCCGGGCAUGGCGGGCCGCGGGAAGCUGAUCGCGGUGAUGGGCGAUGAGGACACGGUGACUGGGUUUCUGCUGGGCGGCAUCGGGGAGCUGGACAAGCACCGGCGGCCCAACUUUCUAGUGGUGGAGAAGGAGACGAGCCUGGCCGAGAUCGAGGAGACGUUCCGGGGUUUCCUGGCGCGGGAGGACGUGGGCAUGAUCCUGAUCUCGCAGGCCCUGGCGGAGCAGAUCCGGCCGGCCGUCGCAGCCCACGCCCGGGCGCUGCCCGCGGUGCUCGAGAUCCCCUCCAAGGACCACCCCUACGACCCGGCCCGGGACUCGGUGCUGCGCCGCGCCCGCGGGCUCUUCGCACCUGAUGAGCUGCGAUAGAGCCCCCCCAGGACCCCCCGAGCCCUCCCGGCACUGCCCCAAAUCCCCUCAAACCUCUCUCUAAGCUCCCCCAGACAGUUCCCCCAUACCCCCAGUGUGUGCAAGCCCCCAUAGCAUCCCCCAAGCUGUGCCCUGUGCCCGUGGCCUCUUUGCACCCAGCCAUGGGUGACGGGCACCCACAGGCAGUCCCCAACCACUCCCCCAACUCCUUCACACUCGACAACCUGUGGUAGCCCUCCCUGGUACCCCAAAACAGCUCCUGGCACCCCACAGGAUCACAAGCUGGGCCUGGGAGUCUUCAAGGAAACCCACCCAGGGUCCCCCAGCCCACCUGGGGCAGUUGUGUCCCAUGCCGGGCUGUCCCCAUCCCAUGAGGUCCCCAGGCUGUCCCAGGGUGCUGUUAGGGGUCCCCAGGGUGUCCUUGGGGUGCUGGGGGGCUGUGGUUGCCCCGUGGGUCUGAGGGUGACACGUGGGGUGUCUCUGAGCGUGCUGGGGCAGCCCCAGGGACCUUGUGGGUGACCUGUGACUGUGUGUCAGCCGUGUCCCGUGAUGGGGAAGUGCCACCACCACAUCCUGCUGAAUCCUGCCAGAUCCUGCCAGAUCCUGCCUGUAGGCAGGGAGGGACACCUGGGGGGGGCAAAGGAACACCCCAAGGACACUGGGAGUUGUCACUGUGACCUUGUCACCAUUCCUGCACUCCUCAGCCCCAGCAGAACCUGGGGGGAAGGUUAUUUAUUGUCCUCCCCCAGUGCCCAAGUGUCACUUUUGUCCCCUGUGUGUCUCCCUGACAGUGUCCCCAACAUGUGCUGACACCA